Messenger RNA from Colletotrichum godetiae, 549 nucleotides. RefSeq lists its product as uncharacterized. NCBI's taxonomy places the organism in Eukaryota, Fungi, Ascomycota, Sordariomycetes, Glomerellales, Glomerellaceae. The transcript has a single exon. The coding region runs from base 1 to 549 and encodes 182 amino acids. The record is from RefSeq and is a predicted model, not a curated record.
AUGUGGAUCCCGGGCACGAGCUUGACCGACCAGGAAGGAGGAAGGAGGCAGGAGGAAGAAGGAAGAAGGAAGUCCAGGACUAACCCGUCGAAAAGGCAGGUGGACCCCGCCGGCCUGUUGAAAUUUCACCUCAUCUUCCAUUUCGACCACUUCUCACACGGCCAUCUCUCACAGCCAUCUUCCACCGCACUGUGCUCGGUUUACGUUCGACGUUUCCAGUCCUCGUCUGUCCUCACACUGUGCCAGGCCCGAGGAAUCGUGCGCGGCUUGAUGAUACCAAAGCUGGCCGUCCCCUCCUGCCACGAGGCAACCGAAUGCGCGCGUUGUCUACGUUACGAUGCUCACCUUAACUCACCCAGGGUAUCAAAUGGCAUCCGCAAGUGUCCAGUCUCGCUCGCCAUUCUGCCGCCCUCGAGAGUCGAGCGUCAACAUGAGGUGUGCGCCAAGGACAGGUCAGAUCCAGGCGCCGGCCUCGAGACGUUCCAUCUCACAUCCCAACCUGACCUCCUGGCUGCAGCUCCAAUCAGCCCGCACUCACUCUUCGUCUGA